AUGAAAGUGGAGCUCAAUCCUAAUCAUCACCAUCAGGAUCAAGGGACCGAGACCGAGAUGUGCAGGACUAUCGAAGUCGUCGCCGGAGGCGUUGUGCUCUCUCCGGCGAAGCAAGUCGCCGGCGCCGACGACUGCGCCGACGACCUCUUCAUUCCGCCGCUCAACUUCUCCAUGGUCGAUAACGGCAUUUUCAGGUCCGGCUUCCCGGAGUCCGCCAACUUCUCCUUCCUCCAAACCCUAGGCCUCCGCUCCAUCAUAUGUCUGUGUCCAGAGCCGUAUCCAGAGGCGAACGUGGAGUUUUUAAAGUCCAAUGGGAUUAAGCUCUUUCAAUUUGGGAUUGAAGGCUACAAGGAGCCUUUUGUAAACAUCCCAGAGGAUAUAAUCCGUGAAGCGCUAAAAGUUGUCCUUGAUGUAAGGAAUCAUCCUGUCCUAAUUCAUUGUAAACGAGGGAAGCAUCGAACUGGUUGUCUCGUGGGAUGCUUGAGAAAAUUGCAGAGGUGGUGCCUGACAUCUGUUUUUGACGAAUACCAGCGGUUUGCAGCUGCGAAAGCCAGAGUUGCAGAUCAGAGGUUCAUGGAGAUGUUUGAUGUUUCUAGCUUGAAACAUCUACCGAUGCCAUUUUCAUGUUCAAAGAGGUAA
This is a messenger RNA of Prunus armeniaca (apricot), 639 nucleotides long. NCBI's taxonomy places the organism in Eukaryota, Viridiplantae, Streptophyta, Magnoliopsida, Rosales, Rosaceae. The record is from the annotation of a GenBank genome assembly.